Marchantia polymorpha subsp. ruderalis is the source of this 839-nucleotide messenger RNA. The record is from the annotation of a GenBank genome assembly. Lineage: Eukaryota; Viridiplantae; Streptophyta; Marchantiopsida; Marchantiales; Marchantiaceae.
AUCCCCAUUCUCAAAGUUUUUUCUGGCUCCUGAGUUCUGACAGAGACCUCUACUUGACCGAGAGGCUCAUCACCACUUCAACUCGAUUUCAAAGUCUCUCUCUCUCAGACACAGAAUGGCUUCCAUCAUGAUGAGGUCAGCUGUCGCCAAGGUCCUUAUCGCAGCUGUGGCAGUCUCCACCGUUGGAGUAGUUCUGGCAGCAGAAGCCCCAGCACCUGCUCCCACGGGAGUGUCAUCAGCAUCAGGCUUCUUGCCGGCAACCGUGGCUACGACCUUGAUGGUUGCCAUCACCGGGUUCGUGGCAGGUCGAUGGUUGUGAGACCAGCAUCUCAGCAUUCUUCUCCUUGUCGUUCCUCCGGGACAAGCCGGCAGAAUACGAACAUGGAGUCUCUCUAUGAAUAACCUGGACCCGUAUUCCGGAUUCAGCAGACAUGAGCCCAACUACAAGGGCAUACAUUGCCUCGGAAGCAAAAUGAGGGAAGAAAUUUGGAACUUUGGAACGCUGGCAAGAUGGCAAGGUGGCAAGGUUGUGAACUCUGUACAUAGAAGUAGAAGAUAGUCACGUAGACUUGACGCAACAUGAUUAGGCUCCACACGUCAUAAUCAGGAUGGCAUCUGAUGUGCACUAGCGAGAUUUCACGCUCAGAUCAGUAAAGACCUUCGCCACACCUGCUGGCUUCAGCCUCUCCUACUCUUCUGGGCUUACGUUCGUUUGUUUGUUCGUAUUGAAAAUGUCAGAUUCGGAUUCUAAAUGUGCUAUCCAUGUUGAUCGAUGCAGCGUCAAAUUUUAAAGAUUUCAAGCCCAAGGUGCAUGAGCAUGAUGCGUGUCUCGUUUUUCC